AUGCUGCUGCGAGCAGCACUGGCAGUUAGGCUAGCUCGAAGGAGGUGUCGUCAGAGUCAGUCGCCCACCCACGGAGCCAUAUCCACACAGCCCAUUGCUGCCAGAAGCGCAGAUAGACUCUCUCAACUCAUCAAAUUCAAUCGCCGAACCACAGCUUCCUUCCAGAAGCCCGAAAUUAUCUCGAGACUUGCUGCUCGCGAGGCUCACUCAGGAAAGCACGCUCCGUCGUUGUUUCACUCUCCUGAGGAACACUCUCUGGACUUCUCCGGUGGAAGAGUGACUGUGCCCUAUAACGAGGAUGCCGGAGCCAAGCGCCGUGUGGUUAGUGGACAUCAGCAAGAGCAUCGAAUCCGCCGUUGGCGCCCUCGCUCGCGCCAACCUCGAUGCGAAGCGCCAUAAUGGCAGAGUACAGCUUGUACUCGUUACAGUCACUGCUGGCAUGAGCGGGAGUGUCUCGCCAGCGCAUGGCAUGGCGGGCAAGGUGUCGUUCGCCCGGCAGCUGCAGGCGCAGACCAUCCAGGCCGAGGAGGAGUGCUACCCCACCCCUGGCCGAAAGCACAGCGGCGCAGAGCCUGUCUCGCCCUCGGCGCGCCCAGCCAUAACGAUGCACACAGAGGCAGCGGACGGGUGGGAGCGAGGGCUCUGCGUGGCGGCAGUGAAGUUCAAGGCGCAACGCCUUUACAUCAGUGACACACACCCGCCUAAGAAAGCCAGUCGGCGCCUAUUCAGGAAGCACGACCCGUCGCCCAUCAUGGACUUCCCUCUCGACCUCCUCCCCUCCUCCUGUACGCUCCUCAUUCCCAAGGCCGACAAGACCAUCACACUGCAAGGCCUCCUCAACGCAUCCGCACCGUCCAUCGAAACCCUCCUCCUGAUCAACGGCUCUGGUGCACCCUCAGCGCUGCACAGCUUCAACGGCAGCAGGGGCCCCUCUCCCUCCCGCAAGGGCCUGCCGCCUCUCUCCCCUCGCGGCUUCGCCCCGCGGCUCUUCUCCCCGCGCACUGCAUCCCCCAGCGAUGCCGAUUCCCACCGUCCCGUCCCCCACCGACUGGAUUCCCAUGAGGGUUACCAUCGAGACGGUUACCAGCGGCCUGGGCUGCCGCCGUCGCCACCAGCUGUAUGCUCGCCGUCCACCGCAGCAGCAGUGGCAUAUUCGGCAGCUCUGGCAUCAGGCUCACCCACACCCACAGCCCCGCUAGGAGCAUCAUCGUUAUCACCUUCAGCAGCCGCAGCAGCAGCAGGGGACCCUCGGGUGCAUCCGCCCUCCCCGCGCAUCCACUUCCGGCCGUUCAACGUGUCGGCGUCCUUCGCAUCGCGCUCCAUCAAGCGCCGCAUCCCCUCUGCGUCCAUGCGUGCCGCCUUUGUACGCCGCAUGCUCAGCCCCAGCGCACGGCGAGGGAGGGCUGGAACGGACGGCAUGGACGGCGACGACAGCAGCAGUAGCAGCACCCACCACUUCUUUAACCGCGCCAGAGGGCUCUCCCUCCGCGCCAGCCUCAGCAGUCAUAGCGCUGCUGGUGCCACUGCUGGUGCUGGUGCUGGCGACGAGGGCCCUCCGCGCCUGCAGAGGCAGAAAUCCUUCUCCAAUCUCGAGAGCCUCAUGGCUGCUGGCACGUGCUCUGGCACCUUCGCUGUUGGCUCCGGCGCUCCUCUCCUUGGCACCGGCGCUUAUGGCGAUGACGCUUCUACUGGUGCUGGUGCCAGUGCUGGCGGUGGUGUGGGUGCUUUCAGUGCGGCUUCGCUGGCUGAGGCGGCGCAGAGGGCAGCUAGGGCAGGGGCGAUGGGGGGGGGGAGGGGGCGCAGCAUGAUUCCGCAGUCGGAGCCACUGUGCUUGAGCAUGUCGGCCGCUGUGCUCAUGGACGACUCGGAUGACGAGGAGGAGGAGGAGGAGCGGGGGAGUCAGAGGGACGGGAGGGAGGAGAGUGGCAGUGAGAGGGAGGGAAGUGAGAGGGGGGGAAGAGAGAGGGCAGGGCGGUUGGCCCUGCCGUUCGGUCUGCGAGCCCGGCCGUCCACGCCACCCAAGUCCCCGGCAGCACGGUCCCUGGCCAGCUGCUCUGUGGGCAGCACCACCAGCAUCCCUGAGCUGGAGAACGAAGAGGCAGACGACGAGGGGGAGGAGGAGGGAGGUGGCGCUCAAGUGCGUCCUGCCACUGGUGGAUGCAUGAGCGCGGAAGGACGCGUGAGAGGAGGAAGCAUGGGAGGAAGAGGAGUCGUGGGGCCCUCUGGUUGUGGGGCGAUGGUACCGCCACCACCAUCCAGCCCACCAUCCGCACAGCCAACGUCUGACCAUUCCUCGAAAGGCUUCCCCACCAGUUCCUCUCCAGCCACUGUCCUCCCUGCCCUUCCCACCUCGCCUGCGAGCCCUGCCCCCUCCAAGACCCCUUCUACCUCUCACUUAAGCAAGGUGCUUACUAUCCCUAACCCCCUCCCGGCGGCCUCCAGUCUUCAGGUGCCCAAGUCGCCAUCCAGCCCUGGCCCCGCUCAGGCCCCCACCGCCCCUCGACUGCCCAAGGCGUUUUCGAAUCCCAGCCCUCCCAAGGCUCCUUUCAGCCCUGGGGUGGCGAAGUCUUCGUCGAGCACUUCCCUCCCCCAGCUGCCCUCCAGCCCUCUGCCUUCCUUGGGGGCCAUGCAGAUGCCCUCCACCCCUCGGCCUGCGCUACCCCCUCUGUGCAGCACGGCCCUGGGGUCGCCUCCGGAUCCGGCCUCACAGCCUGAGGUGGAGAGUCCUUGCAGCAUCAGCAGCCGCGGCAGCAGCAUCAGCAACCGCAACCGGGCCAGUUUCGAUGUGGCAGUGAGUGAGAGCUUCAGGGGGGAGGAGCAGGAGGAGGGCAUCACGUUCGUCACUGGAGAGUACUCAACCAAGUUUUCCUCCUCCAGCAGUCUCUCUGCCUGGUCACCCGCCCGCUCUGAGUCCAGCAGCAGCGCUCGCCUCUUCCGAACCUCUGAAUGCCGAGCCUCCAGCGAGUGCAGAACCUUCUCCCGAGCCGAGGUCCUCCAGGCCACCGACCACUUCUCUCCAAAAACCAUCCUCGGUAGAAGCGUCCUCGGCACUCUGCACAAGGGCACCCUCUUCGGCUCCACAGUAGCCGUGAAACGCCUUGAGCACGCAAGUGCAUGCGAGGAGGAGGAGUUUCAAAGGGAAGUUAGCAUCCUAUCCAAGGUCCGCCACCCCCACGUGGCGCUGAUGAUGGGGCAGUGCCCCGAGGAGCGCUGCAUCGUCUACGAGCACCUCCCCGGCGGCUCCCUCCACGAGCGCCUCAGCAAGAACCCCGCCAAGCCGUGGGCCCCGCUGACGUGGCAUGACCGCAUCCGGAUCUCGUGCGAGCUGGCAGCGGCGCUAGUCUUUCUCCACUGCCACGACCCGCCCAUCGUGCAUGGGGACCUGCGCCCGGAGAACAUCCUGCUGGACCGCAACAGGCGCAGCAAGGUGGGCGACGUGGGCAUUGCGCAGUUCGUGGGGCAGGGCGAGGUGCUGCCGGAGACGUGGCGGCUGUCGGGGUCGGUGAGGUACAUCGACCCCUCUGAGAUGCAGACAGGAGAGGUGACGGGCAGGAGCGACGUGUACGCGCUGGGGCUCAUCAUGCUGCAGCUGCUGCUGGGGCAGCCCAACAUCCGCGCGCUGCACAAGCACCUCAUGCCCUUCAAGCGCGCCGGGGGCACGGUGGAGGCGGCAGUGGAGGAGCUCAUGUGCUGCCUGGACCCUGCUGCGGGGAUCUGGCCGAGGAAGGUGGCGGAGAGGGCGCUGGGCAUGGCGCUGCUGUGCGUGAUGCAGGAUGCGGAGGCUCGGCCGGACUUUGUGGGGAGUGUGUUCCCCGAGCUGAAGCACGUUGGGCAGUGGGCAGAGGCGGAAAAAAGGCGGCGGUGCCCGGGGCAGGACGAGAAACUCAUGUGCCCGCUGAGCAAGACGCGAAUGCAGGAUCCUGUGAUUGCCCCCGAUGGGUACACCUACGAGAGGCGCUUCAUCGAGGAUUGGCUGAAGGAAAACACUGUCUCGCCCAAGACUGGCAAGCAACUGCCGCACAAAGCGCUGGUUCCCAACCUUACUGUACUUGCCUUUGUGAACAGCUAGUUAUGUACAAUACUUGCUAUGCUUUCGUGUGCUGUACAAUGCAAUGAUUCCGGACUGAUUGGGUUGGGUACACACAUUUUUUUGUA
Closterium sp. NIES-67 is the source of this 4155-nucleotide messenger RNA. NCBI's taxonomy places the organism in Eukaryota, Viridiplantae, Streptophyta, Zygnematophyceae, Desmidiales, Closteriaceae. The record is from the annotation of a GenBank genome assembly.